Molecule: messenger RNA, 1134 nt
Organism: Trichomonas vaginalis G3
Lineage: Eukaryota; Parabasalia; Trichomonadida; Trichomonadidae
Product: tetratricopeptide repeat domain domain-containing protein
Exons: 1
Coding region: 1-1134 (377 amino acids)
Molecular function (GO): protein binding
Source: RefSeq, a predicted model, not a curated record
AUGUUAAACAAUUUUUCUUGCCCAUUUCAACAGUAUUCUCAGAUCACAAUACCCAAUAAAUAUCCAGUUAACAAACCGAUUACGAUUGAGCCUUCUGCUGAAAUCAAUCAAGAAUUUUUAGAGGAUUUAGAAAAACAGUCGACAAAAUACUUUAGCCAUCACUUAAAUGCAAAUAAAUAUCGAACUCGAAUUCCAGAAGAAAGAACAACAUCAUUUGACUCUGUUGUCAAUACUAGAUAUAAAGAUGUUAGAACAGCUGUAAAUCAGUCAUUAUUCUUUACGCGUGCUCAACCAAUAGCACAACAAUCAUUAAGACUCUCCGCCAUUUGUCUUCAAAACAGAAAAUACGAUGAAGUUAUUACUAUAAUUGAAAGAUUGAUCGCAUUACAAAAUUAUGUUAGCCUUGGACCAGUUUAUUCAUUCCUAGCAUCAAUUUUGAAAGGAUCCUUCGAAGAUGAAUCGCAUGCUUUUUACCAACUCGAAUAUGUCUCGAUAAGUCAAAAAGAUUUACCUCAUUUCUUCCAUCUGCUUGAUGAAAUGAUAACACUAAAUGUUAAUGACAAGCCAUGCCUAUUAAGUUUUAUGUAUCAUGAUAUUCCAACCUUCAUUUCGAUUUAUCACAGAGAACCACACGUUAUGCCGUUGAUUAGUAGCAAGAUCACAUCGCUCAAAAACAAUCCUAUACGUAAUGGCCUAGAAAUAAGAGGAAACAAUUUGAGAUUUUUAACUACAGAGAAUCUUAUCGCAAAAGCAAGUGCCGCAGCGGACGCAUUACCAUCCCUACGCCCUGCUAUAGAGACACCGCGUGCAACAGUUACUAAUAUAUCCCCUAAAGACACUUCUCAAGUUGCAUUAUUCAUAACCGAAGGAAAAUACUCAAAGGCAGUGGCUCUGGCUUCAUUACAUUUACAGGCUGGUACCAAAUUCGCCGAAAUGUACAUGUAUCGUGCAAUUGCGCUAUAUUAUCUUGAUAAUAUUCCAGGAGCCAUUGUGGAUAUGUCGAGAUCAAUUGAUUUAGAACCAACAGAUGAGAAAUACAAAGCAAGAGCUGCAUUUUGGCUUGCAUUAGGCGAUAGAGACCUUUGUGCACAAGAUUUGCAACGAGUAACUAAUCGCGAAGGUUUGAGUAAGUAA